AUGGAUAAAGAUUUGAAAAGAAAAUUAGAGCUUCCAUUUUUUGGAAGAAAAAAAGCAAACAAUGAUGCAAAUGCAAAGACAAGUAAAGAAGAAUUCAAUCUUGGAGAUCUUCCUACUGAUCUAGGUUUAAGGAUCCCAAUUUUGAAUUAUAAUCCAAAUAUUCGAGACCAAGUUAGAAGACAUUAUAUGCAAAUGGGUCCUUGUCAACCUCGACAUCAUGAUUUUCCCAAGAAAAAAUGUGGACAAGCAUUUAGAAUAUUUAAUCCUGAUUGGUUUGAUGAUUAUAAUUGGUUGGAAUAUAGCAUAGAAAAAGAUGCUGUAUUUUGUUUGUGGUGUUAUCUUUUUAGACCAACCGGUGGUAAAAAGUUGGGCAACCAAUCUUUUGUUAUUGAAGGGUUUUCAAAUUGGAGAAAGAUAGAAAGAUUGAGUACUCAUGUUGGACAUGUUGGUAGCAAGCACAACCAAGCUCGUAGAAACUGUGAAGCCUUGAUGAACCAAAAGCAACAUAUUGAAACUAUUAUUUCUAAGCAGUCAAGUCAAGUUAAAAAAGAAUAUCGAACCCGGUUGGAAACAUCUGUGAUGUGUGUACGGUAUCUUUUACGACAAGGACUUGCCUUUCGUGGCCAUGAUGAAUCUCUAGACUCAACAAAUCAGGGUAACUUCCUAGAGCUUUUACGAUUUGCAGCUUAUUUUAAUGAUGAUGUUAGAAUUGCUACACUAAAAAAUGCUCCUGAAAAUCUGAAAUUAACAUCACCCGAUAUUCAGAAAGACAUCAUUAAUGCUGCCGCAGUUGAAACUACCAAUAUUAUUAUCAAAGAUAUUGGAGAUUCUCUUUUCUCUAUUUUAGUUGAUGAAUCUCGUGAUAUAUCAACAAAGGAGCAAAUGGCUAUUGUGUUGCGCUAUGUGGACAAGAAUGGACAUGUGAUUGAACGCUUUAUAGGCAUUGAACAUGUUCCUAACACUACUGCUUUGUCUCUUAAGGCUGCAAUUGAUAAACUAUUUUCAAGAUAUGGGUUGAGUAUAUCAAGACUAAGAGGACAAGGUUAUGAUGGAGCAAGUAAUAUGCAAGGUGAGUUCAACGGUCUUAAAGCACUUAUUUUGAAGGAAAAUCCUUGUGCUUUUUACAUUCAUUGUUUUGCACAUCAACUUCAAUUAGCGCUUGUAGCUGUGGCCAGAAGACAUAUUCAGAUUGAUUCACUAUUUUUUUUUACUUCUAGUGUGGUGAAUGUUGUUAGUGGGUCAUCUAAGCGUUGUGAUAUUCUUCAAGAUAAUCAGAUUAAAAUAGUUGCGGAAGCACUUGAAAAUGGUGAGAUUUCAAGGGGACGUGGUUUGAAUCAAAAUACUUCUCUUAAACGCUCUGGAGACACACGUUGGGGUUCACAUUAUGGUACGUUAAUGAGCUUGAUUACUAUGUUUUCAUCUACAAUUAAAGUUAUUGAAACAAUUGUUGAAGAUGGAUCAAGUGAACAAAGAUUUGAAGCAAAGAAUUUGUUGGAAACGAUGCAAUCAUUUGAUUUUAUAUUUAGUCUCCAUUUAAUGAGAACCAUAUUGGGUGUUACAAAUGAGUUGUCAAGAGCACUACAAAGGGAGGAUCAAGAUAUUUUAAAUGCCAUGUGCUUAGUUAAGAUAUGCAAGCAACAAUUACAAAACAUGCGGGAGAAUGGGUGGGAUUAUCUGCUUGAUAAAGUCUCUUCAUUUUGCAAAAAGAACGACAUUAAUAUUCCCAAGAUGGAUGAUAUUUGGACACCUCGAGGUAGAUCACGACGCAAAUCUCAUGAAAUUACAAACUUGCAUUUCUUUCGUGUGGAGCUAUUUUAUUCAGUGAUUGAUAUGCAACUUCAAGAGCUAAAUAAUCGUUUCAAUGAGGUGAAUACUGAAUUGCUUGUAUGCAUGUCAUGUUUGUCUCCUAUUGAUUUAUUCUAUGCUUUUGACAAAGAAAAAUUAAUUCGAUUUGCCGAGUUUUAUCCAGAUGAUUUUUCUGCUUUUGAAAUCUUGGCACUAGAUGAUCAACUUGAGACUUACAUUGUUGAUAUGCGCACAAGUAAAGAGUUUGGAGAUUUGAAAGGCAUUGGUGAUCUCACAAAAAAAAUGGUUGAAACAAGAAAGAAUAGGGUAUAUUCUUUGGUUUAUCGUUUGUUAAAUUUAGCGUUGGUAUUGCCUGUUGCUACAGCUACAGUUGAGAGAUCAUUUUCUGCCAUGAAUAUUGUGAAGAACAAGUUACGCAACCGAAUGGGAGAUCAAUUGAUAAAUGAUAGUUUGGUUGUAUACAUCGAGAAAGAAAUUUGUGAUGCUAUAGAUAAUGAAACUAUUAUGCUACGCUUUCAAAAUAUGAAAACUAGACGAGGAGAGUUGUAAUUUUUUAUUUUGCUAGAAUGAUAAUUGUAAUUGACUUUAUAUUUAAUGUAU
Molecule: messenger RNA, 2406 nt
Organism: Humulus lupulus (European hop)
Lineage: Eukaryota; Viridiplantae; Streptophyta; Magnoliopsida; Rosales; Cannabaceae
Exons: 1
Coding region: 1-2355 (784 amino acids)
Molecular function (GO): protein dimerization activity
Source: RefSeq, a predicted model, not a curated record